Molecule: messenger RNA, 3400 nt
Organism: Dendrobium catenatum
Lineage: Eukaryota; Viridiplantae; Streptophyta; Magnoliopsida; Asparagales; Orchidaceae
Product: pentatricopeptide repeat-containing protein At1g30610, chloroplastic
Exons: 9
Coding region: 216-3383 (1055 amino acids)
Biological process (GO): chloroplast organization
Cellular component (GO): chloroplast
Molecular function (GO): protein binding
Source: RefSeq, a predicted model, not a curated record
UUAUCCGUUUUGUUGGCAUAGGAAAUGGAUCAGGGAGCAAAGAGAUAAAGGCCGAUGCAGUUAUUUAUAGCCGUCUUCCUUAAGUAAAGCUCUCUCGGUUCCUCGUCUGAUGAAUUUCCAUCUGGAGUCAAGCUUUUUCAAUUUCCAGUCAUGCAUGGUCUAUGUCGUCCACUUGAGUUUUCGCUAGAAGGUAGCAUUCAAUUGAAAAUUCCGACAUGGUUGUUGCAUAUCUUCAAUUCGGUUUUUCUAGCUUGGGCGCAAGCAGCUUCCCCAUCUUGAAUUCCAGGCUGAAUUCCUCCCGUAUUCAUGGCAUUUCAAUUUUUCAAAAGCCCGUUCCGGGCAUGCAUUCGGCCUCGGCGGGGGCGAGAAAAAGAUGUGUUUUUUAUGUGAAAGGGCCGAAAAUUGGAAUUAUUAAUUCCUUGCCUGACGGAGAGGUUGAGACCACUUCGACCAGCAGCGAAUUUCUUGAGAAAGAGUUCAAGUUUAUUCCCACAUUUGAUAAAUAUGUCAAAGUUUUGGAGUCCAUUAAAACCGACAGGAGUAGGUUAUCGGCUGAGCAAGCGAAUUUGCAUGGUUUGAAGAAGAGAUCAGUUGGCAGGCAUGUCUUAACGGCAGAUAGUGUUACAAAAAAGAGGAAUUCGUACAAAUCAAAGAAGCAACUGAGCAAAGAAAACUUAUCUUCCGAUGAGAAGGCCAGAUAUUCAAGAGAAAACAGAGGCGAUGCACCCAGUUUGAAGGGCGGUGUUUCUGAUAAGAGUGGUUCUGCAUGGGCUGUGGUUGAAGAGAUGUUGGAGAAGAAAGCGAAGGAGAAAAGUGUUGAGCGACAGAAAGGUGGUUUAGAACGCAAAAACGAGGAUUUUAGUACUGUAAGAAAUGUUUUGUAUAAGAAGACCAAGGGUGCUGGUAAAGUUGUUCAUGAUGGGAUUGUUGAGAACAACAGCACAAGUCGGAGGAGAACUGAAUCGCAAGAAAAUCGUCAGAACUUAAGAAAGUUGAAUGAUUUAGCGAAUUCUAAGGUAGUAGAGAAUGAAUUAGGGCGUGGUGACAGCCGAAAGGCCCAAUUCACCCCUUACAGAACUGGUGAGGAUUCGAGUGGUCAAGGACAUGGUUUACAUAAGAAGAACAAUGGUGCUGAAGACGUUAUUGUUGAUGAGAUAUUGGAGGAUAAGAGAACGAGUCAGUGGAGGCUUAAAGAAAGACAAAUAUAUAGUAAAGAGUUACAAAGUUUGGAUGAGUUGAAGAAAACUAAUUUUGUGAGGAAUGAAGGGGGUUGUGGAGACUACGCAAAGUCCACUGAAUCCAAAAGGUUUACUAAUAGGAUUGUAAGCAAAGAUGAGAGUUUUUUAAGAUUUGACGACAUGAGCGCAAAGGAUAAACAUAGAAGAGAUAAAAUGGAGGCUUUUGAGGUGGAAGGAAAUCAGCAUUACCAAGCCAUUAAUGCAAAAGAGCGUGAUUUGUGUGCCCCAGCAAAGGAAAUUUACCGUAAAGGCAGCAUUAGGAGAAGCGCCAAGCUUCAUGGCGAUAUCAUAGAAGCAGAAAAGCUUAACUCAAGGGCACUUAUAUCAUCAGGAAGAUCAGUUAGAACUCAUGCCGCUUAUCCUGAAUUUUCUGAAGAGGUAGACGGUGUUGCAUUAGAGAACAGAGCUGCUUUCAAGACAUUUGAGGUAUUCACAGAUGUGAGAAACAGGCCACGAGUUUUGAGGAUGGAGAUGGAAGAGAGAAUCCGGAAUUUAGCGAAGUGGUUGAAUGCCAGUGAUUUAAACAUGCCAGAAUGGCAAUUUUCGAAGAUGAUCCACAGCACCAAAAUCAAAUUCUCGGAACACUCCAUCUUGAGGAUUGUUCAAAUACUGGGUUCAUUUGGAAAUUGGAGACGGGUAUUACAAGUUAUUGAAUGGUUCCAUUCACGUGAACGUUUCAAGUACUAUAAGAGCAGAUACAUCUAUACAACCGCCCUUGAUGUACUUGGAAAGGCAAAGAGGCCUAUGGAGGCGCUGAACAUAUUUUAUGCCAUGCGGCAACAAUUAUCUUCCUAUCCUGACCUUGCAGCAUAUCAUUGUAUUGCUGUUACUCUCGGGCAAGCUGGUCUUAUGAAAGAACUAUUUGAUGUCAUUGAUUGCAUGAGAGCUGCACCUGAGAAGAAGUUUGACUUGGGUCCGCUACAAAAGUGGGAUCCUCGUCUUCAACCAGAUCUUGUUGUGUACAAUGCGGUUUUAAAUGCUUGCGUUCAACAAAAGCAAUGGGAAGGGGCAUUUUGGGUUUUGCAGGAAUUAAAUGUGCAGGGUAUCAGACCUUCAAGUACAACUUACGGCCUCAUCAUGGAGGUGAUGCUUGCAUGUAGCAAGUACAACUUGGUUCAUGAGUUUUUUAGGAAAUUGCAAAAGAACUCCAUUCCAGCUGCCUUAAAUUACAAAGUUCUCGUAAAUACUUUAUGGAGAGAAGGCAAUGUUGAAGAAGCUGUACAAGCAGUAAAGGAUAUGGAAAGACGUGGAAUAGUUGGUUCUGCCAGUCUCUAUUAUGACCUUGCUCGCUGUCUCUGCAGUGCAGGAAGAUGUGAAGAAGCUCUGUAUCAGAUAAACAAGAUAUCUAAGGUUGCAAAAAAGCCUUUGGUGGUGACAUACACCGGUCUUAUUCAAGCUUGUCUUGAUUCGGGAAGUAUUGAGAAUGCUACAUACAUUUUCAAUCAAAUGAAUGGUUUCUGUUCACCAAAUGUAAUCACCUUCAAUAUCAUGCUGAAGUCAUAUGUAGAGCAUGGAAUGUUUGAAGAAGCAAAGGUUCUUUUUCAGAAUAUAUUGUCUGGUAGCCAUGAGAUAUAUAUAAAAGAUGAGUACAGUCGGAAGGUUUUUCCAGAUAAAUUUACGUUCAAUACGAUGAUGGAGGCAUGUGCUGCAGCAAGUAAGUGGGAUGAUUUUGAGAAUUCCUAUCGAGAAAUGCUACACCAUGGCUAUCACUUCGAUGAAAGAAGACAUAUGCGUCUGGUUUUUGAUGCUUGGCGUGCUGGAAAGAAGAACAUAUUGGAGAUUACAUGGGAUCACUUGACUGAUAAUGGCCGCGCCCCACCGGCAGCUAUCGUCAAGGAACUCUUCUCCAUGAAGCUGGAGGAAGAUGAACCUGCGUCUGCUGUUUCUUUCAUCACCAUCCAUCAGGACAUGGAAAUCCAAGCCUACUCUGAGAAGUCAUGGCUAAAUUUACUGAAGAGCAAAAUUCAUCACAUCAGUAGUAAAACUUUAACUAAGCUGUUAUGUGAGCUGAGGAGCAUCAUCUCUGAGAGUGCUCGACCUCACCCUGUGUAUCAGAAUCUAUUGAAUGCUUGUAAAGAAUUUGGUUCCAGUUUAGAAGGUGAGGACUUCAUUCUUUUAUGUAAUGAUGAAGAAAGGUCUAAAUGAAGCAAAACUUUGGCUGA